AUGUCUCGCCAAUCCUGCGCUCUGGGGAAGGGCUUCGGCUCCAGCUCCGUCUGUUUCGGGGGCAAGACCAAGGUCGCCUUCGGCCCCCGGGGGGCCUGUCGGGGGUCCGGCUUCGGCAGCAGGAGCGUCUAUAACCUGGGAGGGAGCAAAAGCAUCGCCCUCGGGGGGCUCGGGGGGGCUGCCGGGCUCUGCAGGGGUUUUGGUGGCCAAGGGGGCUUCGGGGGCGGCGCGGGGUUCGGGGGGGGCUUCGGCGGGAGCUGCUUCCCCGGAGGCUUUGGGGGCUUCGGGGGGGGCUUUGAAGCGGGGAUGGGGGGCCAAGGCUUCCCCCCGUGCCCCCCCGGCGGCAUCAGGGAGGUGACCAUCAACCAGAGCCUCCUGGCCCCCCUCAACCUGGAGAUCGACCCCGAGAUCCAGCGGGUGCGGGAGCACGAGCGCGAGGAGAUGAAGAAGCUCAACGACAAGUUCGCCUCCUUCAUCGACAAGGUGCGAUUCCUGGAGCAGCAGAACCGAGUCCUGGAGACCAAGUGGAAGCUGCUGCAGGAGCAGGGGGGGGUUGGCCCGGGGGGCAGGAGCCUGGAGCCCAUCUUUGAGGCCUACAUCAGCUCGCUGCGCAGGCAGAUCGAUGCCCUCUCCAGCGAGAGGCACCAGCUGGACUCGGAGCUCAAGAGCUCCCAGGACAUGGUCGAGGACUACAAGACCAAGUACGAGGAGGAGAUCAACAAGCGCACGGCGGCCGAGAAUGACUUCGUGCUCCUCAAGAAGGACGUGGACGGGGCCUACAUGACCAAGGUGGAGCUCCAGGCAAAAGUGGAUUCCCUGGUGGAUGAGAUCAACUUCCUCAAGUGCCUUUACGAGGCGGAGCUGUCCCAGAUGCAGAAGACGGUCUCCGACACCUCGGUGGUGCUUUCCAUGGACAACAACCGGAACCUGGACCUGGACAGCAUCAUCGCCGAGGUGAAGGCGCAGUACGAGGAGAUCGCCAACCGCAGCCGCGCCGAGGCCGAGGCCUGGUACCGGGGCAAGUACGAGGAGCUGCAGGUGAGCGCGGGCAAACACGGGGACAGCCUGAGGGACACCAAGGCCGAGAUCUCGGAGCUCAACCGGAUGAUCCAGAGGAUCCGCGCCGAGAUCGACAGCGUGAAGAAGCAGUGCGAGACCCUCCAGACGAGCAUCGCGGACGCGGAGCAGCGCGGGGAGGGGGCCCUCAAGGACGCCCGGGCCAAGCUGGCCGAGCUGGAGAGCGCCCUGCAGAAGGCCAAGCAGGACAUGGCCCGGCAGCUCCGCGACUACCAGGAGCUCAUGAACGCCAAGCUGGCCCUGGACAUCGAGAUCGCGACCUACAGGAAGCUGCUGGAGGGAGAGGAGUGCAGGAUGUCUGGGGAAUGCCAGAGCGCCGUCAGCAUCUCCGUGGUGGGCGGCAGCAGCUCCGUGGGAGGCGGAUACGGCGGCGGGAUGUGCCUCGGAGGAGGAGGGGGGGGAUGUUAUGGGGGCAGGAUGGGCGGCUUCGGCGGCGGCUACGGGGGGCUCGGCAGCUUCGGGGGCGGGAUGGGCGGCGGAGGAGGAGGAAUGUGCGGCUUCGGAGGGAUGGGAGGCGGCGGAAUGGGCGGCGGGGGAGGAAUGGGGGGCUUCGGCUCUGGGAUGGGCGGCUACGGCGGCGGCAUGGGCGGCUUUGGUGGCCCGGGCUUUAGUGGUCCAGGCUUUGCAAUGGGUGGCCCGGGCAGAGCCGGCCCCGGGAUCCAACCGGUGCAGAUCGACUCGACCCUGCUCCGGCCCGUCCAUGUGGAGAUCGACCCCCAGAUCCAGCAGGUGAAAACCCAGGAGAAGGAGCAGAUCAAGACCCUGAACAACCAGUUCGCCUCCUUCAUCGACAAGGUCCGAUUCCUGGAGCAGCAGAACAAGGUGCUCUCCACCAAGUGGGAGCUGCUGCAGCAGCAGGGGCCGUCGGGGCCGAGGAAGGACCUGAGUGUGAUCUUUGAGACCUACAUCCAGAACCUGAGGAGGCAGCUGGACUCCAUCCUGGCGCAGCGGGGGCAGCUGGAGUCGGAGCUGCAGAACAUGCAGCAGUACGUCGAGGAGUUCAAGAGCAAGUACGAGGAGGAGAUCAACCGGCGCACGACGGCCGAGAACGAGUUCGUGGUGCUGAAGAAGGACGUGGACUCGGCCUACAUGACCAAGGUGGAGCUGGAGGCCAGGGUGGGAGCUCUGACCGACGAGAUCAACUUCCUGAGGGCCAUCUACGAGGAGGAGCUGGCCCAGAUGCAAACCAUCAGCCGGGACCUGUCCGUGGUGGUGUCCAUGGACAACAACCGGCACCUGGACCUGGACAGCAUCAUCGAGGAGGUGCGGCGCCAGUACGAGCAGAUCGCCCAGAACAGCCGCGCCGAGGCCGAGGCCUGGUACCAGAGCAGGUACGAGGAGCUGCAGAGCACGGCCGGGCGCCACGGGGACAACCUCCGCAACACCAAGGUCGAGAUCCAGGAGCUGACCAGGAACGUGCAGAGGCUGAGGACGGAGAUCGAGAACGUGAAGAAGCAGAACCAUCACCUGCAGUCGGCCAUCGCCGAGGCCGAGGAGAGGGGCGAGAUGGCCCUCAAGGACGCCCGCAGGAAGCUGGAGGAGCUGGAAUGUGCCCUGAGCAAGGACAAGGAGGAGCUGGCCCGGCUGCUGAAGGAGUACCAGGAGCUGCUGAACAUCAAGAUCGCGCUGGACGUGGAGAUCGCCAUGUACAGGAAGCUGCUGGAGGGGGAGGAGAACAGGCUCUGCGGAGACAACCCGUCCAACGUCAAUGUCUCCGUGGUGGGCAGGACCACCGUGUGCGGGGGCCGGGCCGGCGGCUUCGGGGCCGGCAACGGGCUGGCGGCAGGAGGAGUGUGCGUGGUCGGAGGAGGAGGAAGCGUCGUCGGGGGCGGCUGCGGGGUGGGAGGGGGGAUCCUCAGCGGUGGGUUCUCCUCCGGCAGCGGGAGGAUGUGCAGCUCCUCGGCCGGAAACUUCGUGGCCGGGGGGGGCUCGUCCUCGGUGCGGAGAUGUGUCACCACCACCACGGUCAAGUCCUCGGGGGUCAAGUACUGA
Neopelma chrysocephalum (saffron-crested tyrant-manakin) is the source of this 3069-nucleotide messenger RNA. RefSeq names its product keratin, type II cytoskeletal 4-like. Gene Ontology annotation, biological process: intermediate filament organization; keratinization. The transcript has 18 exons. Gene Ontology annotation, molecular function: structural constituent of skin epidermis. The record is from RefSeq and is a predicted model, not a curated record. NCBI's taxonomy places the organism in Eukaryota, Metazoa, Chordata, Aves, Passeriformes, Pipridae. The coding region runs from base 1 to 3069 and encodes 1022 amino acids. Gene Ontology annotation, cellular component: keratin filament.